GGCCAAUCAGCGUCAACGUUUUGUCUCCUCCCACAGAGCGUGGCAAUGGACAGUAUGGCGGCUGUCUGGCUUACAGUGCAUUAGGACCAUUGUAACACUAUUCUUUUUCAGAGUUCCUCACUUAUAAGAUGUCCGCCUUGCUUUUUCUGAGAAGCUCUGUGCGGAGACUUCCUCUUGGGUUUCUCAGUCAGGGUGCCUGCUGCUGUUAUCACACCGAGAGAGGCGUUUAUGGCUAUCGGCCGAAGAAGACUCCCAGCGAGGACAAGUCCCUGAGCGACAGCAUCGCUACUUUAAACCAAGAUCAUGGUCUGGCCCGUCUGGUGGAGGCAUACCGGUCACAUGGACACAAGGCGGCCAAAAUUAACCCUUUACUGCCACAAAUGCCUGUUGCUGAUAGUGUACCGGAGAUCAGCAUGCUAUCGGACAGCCUCAGGGGACAGCUCAACACUUCAGGAUUACGGCAUUUCGGCAAGGCAGAGGCUUCAGUCGAGGAGGUGCAGGCCUACUUGGAGGAGGCCUACUGCGGCCACCUGUCGGUAGAGACCAGCCAGCUGAGCAGCCUGGAAGAGAAGGAAUGGUUUGCCGACCGUUUUGAGGAGCUGAAGAAGACCACUUUCUCCACAGAGGAGAGAAGGAAUCUUGCAAAGAUCAUGCUGGAGUCCCAGGAAUUUGACCACUUCCUAGCCACCAAAUUUUCUACAGUGAAACGGUACGGAGGAGAAGGAGCAGAGAGCAUGAUGGGCUUCUUCCACGAGCUUUUCCACCAGUUGGCGCAUAGCGGAGUCACUGAUAUCAUCAUCGGUAUGCCGCACAGAGGCCGACUCAACCUCCUGACGGGUCUGCUCAAGUUCCCCCCUGAACUGAUGUUCCGUAAAAUGCGUGGCUUGAGCGAGUUCCCUGACACGUCGCCGGCCAUCGGUGACGUCCUCUCCCACCUCACGUCCUCUGUGGAGUUGGACUUUGGAGCCGGGCACCCUCUUCAUGUGACCAUGCUGCCCAACCCUUCACACCUAGAGGCCAUCAACCCCGUGGCUCAGGGCAAGACGCGGGCCAGGCAGCAGCUUCGAAAAGAGGGAGACUACUCUCUUGAUGAGGACGCCCGGCCUGGGGACCAAGUGGUCUGCCUGCAGGUCCACGGUGACGGCUCUUUCACCGGGCAGGGGAUUGUUCCAGAAACUCUGACUCUGUCUAACCUCCCUCACUAUAGAGUAGGAGGUAGCAUCCACCUCAUUGUGAACAACCAAGUGGGAUAUACCACUCCAUCAGAGAGGGGGAGAUCCUCUUUGUACUGCAGUGAUGUUGGCAAGAUGGUGAACUGCGCUGUGAUCCAUGUAAACGGAGAUGACGCAGAGGAAGUCCUGCGGGCCAGUCGACUGGCUGUGGAAUACCAGCGGCGCUUCAGGAAAGACGUCAUCCUGGACCUCAUUUGCUACCGCCAGUGGGGCCACAAUGAACUGGACGAGCCUUUUUUCACCAACCCGGCCAUGUACAAGAUAAUCCGGUCCCGUAAAAGCGUCCCCGACUCCUACUCAGAGAAACUCAUCUCCGAGGGCUUGAUGACAGAGAGCGAGCACGACCAGAUGAAGUCCAAAUACUACAGCUCUCUCAAUGACAAGCUGGCCAACAUGACUCUCUACAGUCCGCCGCCCACCAACCUGCAGGGCCGCUGGGGGGAUCUGGUGGAGCCGCAGGCCCGGGUCACCAGUUGGGAUACUGGCGUCCCUGUCCCGCUGUUGCAGUAUGUUGGAGCCAAGUCUGUAGACAUCCCAGAGUACAUACAUUUGCACGGGCAUCUAGACAAGACCCAUGCACAGGCUCGACUGCAAAAGCUAGAAGAGGGUUCCAAACUAGACUGGUCUACAGCAGAGGCCUUGGCCUUUGGUUCGCUCCUUUGCCAAGGCUUUAACAUCCGCAUCAGUGGACAGGAUGUGGGUCGUGGUACCUUCAGUCAACGGCACGCCAUGGUGGUCUGCCAAGACAGCAAUGACAUGUUUAUUCCUCUAAAUCACAUCAGCCCUCAACAGAAGGGUCUCCUUGAGGUGUGUAACAGCCCGCUGUCCGAGGAGGCCGUGCUUGGGUUUGAGUACGGUAUGAGCAUCGCCCAGCCCAACCUGCUGCCCAUUUGGGAGGCUCAGUUUGGAGAUUUCUUUAAUGGUGCUCAGAUCAUCUUUGACACUUUUAUCUCAGGAGGUGAGGCCAAGUGGCUGCUCCAGUGCGGGAUGGUGAUCCUGCUACCUCACGGUUAUGACGGAGCCGGACCGGAACAUUCUUCGUGCCGCAUGGAGCGUUUUCUGCAGAUGUGCGACAGCAAGGAGGAGGGCGUUGAUGGUGACAACGUCAACAUGGCCGUAGUCAACCCCACCACCUCGGCCCAGUACUUCCACCUACUAAGGCGGCAGAUGAUCCGAAACUUCCGCAAACCUCUCAUCGUAGUCGGACCCAAGAUGCUGCUCAGGUUUUCGGGGGCUGCAUCCAGUCUGAGCGAAAUGGCACCAGGAACCUCUUUCAGACCAGUGUUGGGGGAUACGUCAGUCCCAGCAGAAAGUGUCCAGAAGGUGGUGCUGUGUUCAGGGAAACACUACUAUGCCUUGCUGAAGCAGAGGGAUGCUGCAGCUAAGCAAGACACGGCGUUAGUUCGCUUGGAGGAGCUCUGCCCUUUCCCUCUGGAUGCUCUACAGAUGGAACUCAAGAAGUACCCCAAUGCUAAAGAGUUCAUCUGGAGUCAGGAGGAGCCCCAGAACAUGGGCCCCUGGUCUUUUGUGGGCCCCAGGUUUGAGAAGCAGUUGGCCUGCAAGCUACGGUUAGUGAGCCGUCCUGCUCUGCCCGCCCCCGCCGUGGGUAUCGGCUCCCUCCAUCAUCAGCAGCAAGAGGCCCUUCUCGACGCCACCUUCUCUUAGGACCGAACCAGCUGUGACCUCCCCGCAGACACGAUUGGGAAAAACCAAGAUGUAACUUGAUUUUAAAACAUAAAUCAAGGUUUACUCCAUUGAAUCGUCACACCCUGCUAUAUGUUUAUAUAUGAAUUUGGUGCUAAGCAUCAUGAAUGAUGUCAAUGAAAAAAUUUCUGAGCUUUAUAGAAUUGUUACCACUGAGUGUAUUGAAUGUUUGGCCAUGUUAUGUAACGUUUAACAUGUCUUGACCCAGUGGAGAGGUACUUGAUUGUUUUAUUAUUUAACAGACCCUUGGAUAAUCAUGGUGUUAAAGGGCUAAUGCAGAUCCACACUAUCAGGGUAUUCAAAAUGAGGGCGAGAAUACAUCUAUCCUCAUCUUCACGACGCUGAUGAAUGCACCAAACAGCAUCGGUAUGCCAUCCAAAUUCUGUCUUUCUCAAAUAGAUUCUUUUGGUGAAAUUAAAUUUGGUAUUUUAACCUUUGAUUAAAAAACCUUUGCAUUUA
Molecule: messenger RNA, 3395 nt
Organism: Doryrhamphus excisus (bluestripe pipefish)
Lineage: Eukaryota; Metazoa; Chordata; Actinopteri; Syngnathiformes; Syngnathidae
Gene: dhtkd1
Product: dehydrogenase E1 and transketolase domain containing 1
Molecular function (GO): oxidoreductase activity, acting on the aldehyde or oxo group of donors, disulfide as acceptor; thiamine pyrophosphate binding
Source: RefSeq, a predicted model, not a curated record